AUAUGAUAAUUGCCAAAUUUUUCUUCUCUUGAUCUUGUUAUCUUUCCACCCCUAAAAAAGGCACUACUAAUUCACAUCAAAGCUUUGAUUCAUUCUUAUGACCAAGUAUAACAAACUUUUCCCUUAAAACUCUAUGCCUUUGGUCCAGUCAACAGAGAAAAAAAAGGGGGCAAUUUUUACUGUUCCAUAGAAACACGUGUACAACCUUCACUGAUUAUGUAUAUAUACACAUGUACUUGCAUAUAUCUAACAAAACAGUCUUGCUACACUAAAAAUGGUAAAAAUGGAGGAUCAGCUGCAAUCUCACUCUUCAUUGCCCCUUCUUUCAAAACCAGAUCGCAUGGAAACUUUUCUGAAGCAUAUCACAAGGAAUCCUAAUCUAUCAAGAUGGCGCUAUAUAUUCUCGUUUGGCAGAAAAAACAACGAAUGUGUACCAUUGAAGGCAACCGUCAUGGAGGCCAACAAGAAAACUUAUUUGCUAGAUCGGAUAGAGUCACUUGAAGAUCGUCUCAUUCAGCUUUCGUUAGAGAUUGAAACUCGUAGAACUUCAGCCACAACAUCAACGCUUUCUGGGCCACAAGAACUACCGGUUUCUUCAUACCCUGUUUUCAACAAUCCUAAGCCCAAAUGCAAGCGCGCAUCUUCUUCAGAUAUCCUUCCCAUCAGUACUGGUUGUGAAUUGCAGAAUGGGAGUGAAAUAGUGGAACAAAAGCAGCAGAAGCAAAAAAGGAAGAAUCGAAACAAUAACGGGGACAAUAAUCAUCAUGAAAAGGCAUUCGAGAAUGGGAAGAAGAAAGCUAACAGUUGGCCACAUCUCAAGCUAUUAGGUUGUUAGUUAGUGCCGCCCGAAUCUGUUUUUUUGCUUGUUUCAUUUUGCAUCUUAAACCUUUUGUGUUUAUUUUGUAUGAAAAACUCUCAAAAAUAAUGAAAACAAACAAAUAUGGAUCGCCUUGUUCCUA
Molecule: messenger RNA, 959 nt
Organism: Erigeron canadensis
Lineage: Eukaryota; Viridiplantae; Streptophyta; Magnoliopsida; Asterales; Asteraceae
Exons: 4
Coding region: 275-835 (186 amino acids)
Source: RefSeq, a predicted model, not a curated record